AGCUGGACGAGAGAUUGGAAAAGUCAAGAUGCUGGACGAUAAACCGCCAGGAUCGAAAUUCGGUGCUCCGUCGAGAGGUUCGUCGUUUUACAUCGAGAAUCUGUUGGGGACAACAGGCAGAGGUUCUUCGGCUGAGGAGCGGGUGGAGACUUUUAAAGCUGCCGUUCACAACCCCGUCUUCUGCCCCGGCCUGGAAACGGGACGUCUGAGCGACAACGAGACGCUGAACUGGAGCAGAACAUUUCCAAACACUGUGUACAGCAGCUCAAGCAGUCCAUUAUGCAAAAGCAGCUACUCGGUUACAGUGACGCCAAACAGCGAGCGGAAUUUCCCAACUUUCAUAGGGCAGGCACAGGAGAGCGAUGAAACGGCGGAGAAGGGGGGCGACAGUGUCGAUGACAGGGAAGAUGCGCGCUCUUCCUGCGUCUCUCGAGAGGACAGCAGCGACACAGGUGACAUGAAAGUGGCGCGAAAGAAAAAGACACGCACUGUGUUCAGCCGGAGUCAGGUGUUCCAGCUGGAGUCCACCUUCGACCUGAAGCGCUACCUGAGCAGCUCGGAGCGAGCUGGGCUGGCGGCCUCGCUGCAGCUCACCGAGACCCAGGUGAAGAUCUGGUUUCAAAAUCGCAGAAACAAGUGGAAGCGGCAGAUCGCGGCAGACAUGGAAGCCGGCGGUGCCGUCGUUCCCUUCGCACCGCAGAGGGUCGUCAGAGUUCCCGUGCUGUAUCGUGAGAGCGUCGGCACGCCUGUGACGCUGGCCGGCCUGCCCAACGUGUCUCCACCAGUAGUUGGCUUCUCAAAUUCUAUCAACUACCCCUUGACUGGUCAUUUUGCCCACACAGUGUCCUUCCUAACACCACAGAUGACCGGACUGGUGUGAGUUUAAAAGCGAAGAGACCUGUUUAAUCUGUGACUCAAAUGAUCAAAUAAAAGUGCUGCACACAUUUCACUCUGGGAUUCUGUGAAGUCAGAAGCUCUUCUCAUGCUCUGGGGGGUAAUUCAUUCGGUAUUUAACCUUUUCUUUUGAGCGUUUUCUGGAGGCAACUUCAAUCAACUCAGGCAAAUUCAGGUUAAGUUACUCAUCUAACAGACCAUGACUACUUUAGAAUCCAACUUCUAGAGGUCCCAUUUUCCACCUGAGUGCAGGCACAAGUCAUUUUUGAGAUUCAGUGCGAGAUGUGAUGACGAUGAUGGAUAUUUUUGGACUAUUUAAACUAUCCCUCAGUGUUUCAUUGAGGACUUUUUCACAGAAAGCCACACUGUUUCCAAGUAUAGCUCUGUUUUGUGUUGUUUUUUUCCACACAUACAGACUCAUGACUGUCAGUUUGUAAUAUAAUGUUCAGAAAUGAUGUAUUUUUAAAAAAACAUGUGGCGUGAGAGAAACUAAAAUGAAUCCAAAACAAAGAUGAAUCAAAAAUCAAAGCCAAAAGUCAAAGUUUACAUUAAAAUAAAUAAAAAUGAGAGUACUUACUACUACUUUCAAACUUUAAUCACACAUUCCCAGAAGCAUUUUCUUUCAACCCACAUGUUUACUUUUUUUUUUUUUCCCUUAUUUGAGUCCACACAUCUUGGGAAUAUUAUGCAUGGUACGGUUGAGUUGGUCUUUAAAUGUAGAAGCUAGAUUAUAUUUAAAAAGGCAUUUCUUGUUGACUUUUGAUAGAUGUGAGCAGGGAUAGAUUAUUAGCAAUAAUGACUGACUGGGACAUUUUUUUUAUUUAAGAUGAUUUUAAUACAGACUUUUGUACACAUAUGUUCACAUAUAAAUAAAAUGAAUGCACAAGUUG
Messenger RNA from Stegastes partitus (bicolor damselfish), 1784 nucleotides. Its product is annotated as homeobox protein HMX1-like. The transcript has 3 exons. NCBI's taxonomy places the organism in Eukaryota, Metazoa, Chordata, Actinopteri, Pomacentridae. Gene Ontology annotation, biological process: negative regulation of DNA-templated transcription; regulation of transcription by RNA polymerase II. Gene Ontology annotation, cellular component: nucleus. The record is from RefSeq and is a predicted model, not a curated record. The coding region runs from base 29 to 880 and encodes 283 amino acids. Gene Ontology annotation, molecular function: DNA-binding transcription factor activity, RNA polymerase II-specific; RNA polymerase II transcription regulatory region sequence-specific DNA binding.